Lates calcarifer (barramundi perch) is the source of this 2542-nucleotide messenger RNA. It is a transcript of the gene dclre1c, whose product is annotated as DNA cross-link repair 1C, PSO2 homolog (S. cerevisiae). Gene Ontology annotation, molecular function: 5'-3' DNA exonuclease activity; damaged DNA binding. The coding region runs from base 31 to 2043 and encodes 670 amino acids. The record is from RefSeq and is a predicted model, not a curated record. Gene Ontology annotation, biological process: interstrand cross-link repair; double-strand break repair via nonhomologous end joining; protection from non-homologous end joining at telomere. The transcript is spliced from 15 exons. NCBI's taxonomy places the organism in Eukaryota, Metazoa, Chordata, Actinopteri, Centropomidae.
GAAGAUAUCGCCACAAGGUUCGGCAUAAAGAUGAGUUCAUUUGCAGGCCGAAUGAAGGAGUAUCCCACCCUUUCUCUGGACCGGUUCGACAGGGAGAACCUACAUGCCCGGGCAUAUUUCCUCUCCCACUGCCACAAAGAUCACAUGAAAGGACUGAAAGGACCUCUGUUAAAGAGAAAGCUUCAGUUCAGUCGUACAGUCAGGCUGUACUGCUCUUUCGUGACCAAAGAGCUUCUGCUGAGCAAUCCAAAGUACGCUUUCUGGGAGGAAUACAUUGUGCCGUUGGAGCUGGAGAGCCCAACUCAGAUUUCGCUUGUGGACGAAGCAUCAGGAGAGAAAGAAGACGUUGUGGUGACGUUGCUUCCCGCAGGUCACUGUCCCGGCUCUGUUAUGUUCCUGUUUGAAGGUUCUCAGGGGAACGUGUUGUACACAGGAGACUUCAGGCUGGCUGUUGGAGAUGCGUCCAGAAUAGAACAUCUACACUCCGGCAACAGGGUAAAAGAUAUUCAGAGUGUGUAUCUGGACUCCACUUUCUAUGACCCACGCUUCUAUCAAAUACCCACUCGGGAGGUCUGCCUGAACGGCAUCUCGGUGCUUAUUGGAAACUGGAUCAGCCAGAGUCCAUAUCACGUUGUGUGGCUCAACUGUAAAGCUGCGUAUGGAUACGAAUACUUGUUUACCAACCUGGGAGAGGAGUUCAACACUCGGAUCCACGUCAACCAUCUGGCAAUGUUCAAGAAGAUGCCAGAGAUCCUGAGCUACGUGACAACUGAUCGCAGGAUGCAGAUUCAUGCCUGUCGACACCCAAAGGAUGAGGAGUUUUUCCAAGGUAACCGGCUGCCGUGUGGUUGUACGGCGCCUGAUGGGACUCCUCUUCGUAUCAUCAGCAUCAAACCAUCCACCAUGUGGUUUGGAGAGAGGACCAAGAAAACCAACGUUAUAAUAAAAACAGGAGCCAGUUCCUUCAGAGCCUGUUUCAGCUUCCACUCUUCCUACUCUGAGCUUAAAGACUUUCUGUCGUACCUUCGACCAGUCAACAUCUACCCCAGUGUUAUUCCUCUUGGUCGGACACUGACGGAGGUUACACAGAUGUUGAAGCUGAUGUGCCGGAACCAGUCUGAUCAGGCAGCGUUUAUUUACAAACCUCUGGGAGUCCUCAAGCGCAACAGGGUGCAGCGACCUACACAAGAUUCAGGGAGUGAUGAUGAGCUAUUUGAUGGGUUGGACGUAGCACCAGUCAGGAAGAAGAUGGGGCUGAACCAUGAAGUAAAAAAAGAGAAAAGUCCUGAGAGAACAGCACCUCCUGUGUCUGUGGAGGAGUCUUUACCUCUGACAGUCACAGACACACAGUCUGCUACACACAACUAUGUUGACUGCACUGAGUCCAAUGGUGAAGAGGAAGAUGAUGACGAUGAGGAGGGAGAGGAGCAUGACAGAAAAGGAGACACAAAACCGACAAAGAAGGUGAUAAAAGAAGGAGAGAGGAGUAAAGAACCAGACGAAAAGAAGAUGGAGGAAGAACGUAAAGAGACCUCUAACGCUCCGAAAUGGGAGGACUUCUUUAACGGAGAAAUGUUGAGUGACAGCCAGAACAGCCAAUCACAAUCCUGCUGCUCCAACACCACCACCUCCCCCUCCAGGAUGACUGGCUCACAGACACCUGAGCUGUUCAGCGAUCAAGAAGAAGAAACUCAUGAACAUAACGACAACUUCAGCCUGUCCCUGUCUGCCUCUCUGUCGAAUCAUUCCUCCCAGAACAUGGACUCGUGCUUGCCUGACACCUUGAUCCUCCAACCAGAGCAAGGGGGGCGGGAACAAGGAGACGUGUCAACCAACACCAAGACGGAGAGUGAUGAUCUGAUUCUCCCGUCAGAGCUGGAGGAGCUGUCGACGUCUCAGGCGUCUCAGGCAUCGUCGGACUUCGACAUCGCCUGCACACCGGAGUCGAAGGUGCCACGACCUGAUGAACUGUCACAACUGUACAGGAAGUUGGCAUCAGGAGAGGAAGUGGUCAUCAGAAAGGGAAGUCAGGGCUUUGCAUGAUUUGAGGUGAAGUUUUAGGUGAGCCACAGUGCCAUCAUUCCAUCCAUAGUAGAUGCCACACUGUGGAUAAAUGGUAAGAGUUAAUGUUCUACCAAUGCAAAUGGGUCACUGAGUCAUUACCUCAUAAAUAUACAUAUACAUAUACAUAUAUACAUAUUUGUGUGUGUGUGUGUGUAUAUAUAUACACUAUUUAAUAAACACAUAAUGAGCUUCUAUAGCAUCUUACAAGUGCCAACAUUCCUCUCUAGCUUCAGUCUAACCUCCAAACCACACAGACCUCAGUUGUAAAACACCUCCCCCUCCACACACUCACUAUUCAUUCCCAUGCACUUUACGUUGAUUCCUGCCCUAUAUGGAUUAAUGCACCUGUGCACAUCACAGCUGACGUUUCCGUUUUGUCGUUUGUGGUUUGUUCUGCUUUUCUUUCAUUGUGAACUGGAUCAACUGAUGUCAAGCAGAUUAGCUUUUUGUCCAAAUUAAAUAUUUAUUUUCAUCUGAA